Molecule: messenger RNA, 1155 nt
Organism: Aspergillus affinis
Lineage: Eukaryota; Fungi; Ascomycota; Eurotiomycetes; Eurotiales; Aspergillaceae
Exons: 1
Coding region: 1-1155 (384 amino acids)
Biological process (GO): canonical NF-kappaB signal transduction
Source: RefSeq, a predicted model, not a curated record
AUGCCGACAACAAACGAACAAGAGCCCCCCGCCGCCGAGGCAAUACCACCUCUUUCUACAGAAAACCUCUCCAGUAAUCACACUCACACUCACGCCCAAUCCCAAGCAGACGAUUAUACUCGCUCCAGCAAGAGCGGCAAGUUCCGAUUCAAAUCCUCGCGCUCGUCACGAUCGGACUCGAAGCCGCGCGACUAUAGGGAUCGCGAACGUGAUCGUGAACACCGACACCGUCACCAUCACCGACAUAAGCGCAGUCACCAUGACCAUGACCAUGACCGUAAACGAACCGACCAUGCCUCCUCUACAAAACGUCACAAAUACGCUCAUCGCACACCCUCCCCCAACCCGUCCUCGACGACGACGAACCCAAAUCCCACCAGGGGGCUCUCGCCUAACGCAGCCUUCCGGGAAAGUUUAUUCGAUGCGCUAGGAGAUGACGAAGGCGCGUCGUAUUGGGAGUCUGUGUAUGGGCAACCGAUUCACAAUUUUGCCGUGCCGUCCGUCCCGAACGGGCCUGAGGGUGAGCUGGAACAGAUGGGUGAGGAGGAAUACGCUGCGUAUGUGCGGACUCGCAUGUGGGAGCGGACGAGAGAGGGGAUGAUCGAGGAGCAAGAGCGGUUGAGGGCUGAGCGGAUGAGGCAGAAGAGACGCGAGGAGAGGGGUGCGAGGGAGGCGAAGGAGCGGAGUCGGUUUGAGAGGGAUAUGGAAGAGAGUCUAAGGAGGGGGCAGGCGCGGAGGCGUCUGAAAGCGUGGAAGGCGGUUUGGGAGGAAUAUGCAAGGUCAUGGGAUGAGGUUGAUCGGGCCGCUGCUGCCGCUGCGGCAGGCCCAGCCGAGGGCAAGAGCAGUGAUGAACGGAAUCGAUUGCGCAAUCUCCUAUACUGGCCUGUCGAGACCGGGAAACGAAGAGAUGUGUCGAGAGAGGCAGUUGAGGAGUUUAUGCGGCAUGCGCUGGUGUCAUCCGGCGAUACAAAGGAUCAGUCCGGCGCCGCUGAUUUACUAUCGACGCUGAAGGCAGAGCGAGUUCGGUGGCAUCCCGACAAAAUCCAGCAUCGCUAUGGAGUACUGGGUGUGGACGAGGUCGUCAUGCGCAGCGUUACGGAAGUUUUCCAGAUUGUGGAUACCAUGUGGAACGGGCUGAAGGAGAAGCAUUCAUGA